AUGAAGUUCUCUAUCAUUGCUUCUAUACUCUUUAACGCUUGCGCAGCUCUUGCUGCUGACUUUUGUGGUCAAUGGGAUUCUGUAACUACUUCCAACAACUACAUCAUCUACAAUAACUUGUGGGGGGUGAAUUCUGCAACCUCCGGGUCACAGUGCACAGGUCUUGACUCUGCCAGCGGGAAGAGUGUUGCAUGGCAUACCACCUGGUCUUGGACAAGCGGCCAUGCCAAUAUCAAGAGUUUUCCCAAUGCAAACCUUGUUUUCACCCCCAAGACCGUAGCGAAUAUUAGGUCCAUGAAAAGCACCAUGAAAUACUCAUAUACCGGCACGACGGGGGCCGUCGCAAACGUUGCCUAUGACCUGUUCACUAGCAAGACCGCUGGGAGUGAUAUCUGCGAAUAUGAAGUCAUGAUCUGGCUUGCAGCCUAUGGUGGCGCAGGACCUAUCAGCUCUACCGGUAGCCCCAUUGCUGCUCCAACCAUCGCGGGAUACCGAUGGAAACUUUAUGACGGAUACAAUUCCAACAUGCACGUCUACUCGUUCGUGGCCGUUGACUCACCGAUUACCCGCUUCUCUUGCGAUGUCAAGUUAUUUCUGGCAUAUCUCGCGGAUAACUAUGCACUCCCAACUUCGCAAUAUCUUAACAAAUUUCAAGCAGGGACUGAGCCCACCUCGGGAAGCAAUGCUAAAUUUACCGUUUCGGAAUUCUCUGCUGUUGUUGCUUAG
Molecule: messenger RNA, 726 nt
Organism: Tuber melanosporum (Perigord truffle)
Lineage: Eukaryota; Fungi; Ascomycota; Pezizomycetes; Pezizales; Tuberaceae
Exons: 6
Coding region: 1-726 (241 amino acids)
Biological process (GO): polysaccharide catabolic process
Molecular function (GO): cellulase activity
Source: RefSeq, a predicted model, not a curated record